This is a messenger RNA of Colletotrichum siamense, 924 nucleotides long. RefSeq lists its product as uncharacterized. The record is from RefSeq and is a predicted model, not a curated record. NCBI's taxonomy places the organism in Eukaryota, Fungi, Ascomycota, Sordariomycetes, Glomerellales, Glomerellaceae. The transcript has a single exon. Bases 1 to 924 code for a protein of 307 amino acids.
AUGGCUUCUUCCGAGGUUGACCAGAAGUUCCUCGGCAAAUGGGCCAAGGCCGUCGAGACGGACAACCCUCUUCUGUCGUCUAUGCUCUACAAGAUCCUUGGUCUCUCACUCAGCCUCGCAGAGCAGCUCGUCGUCGCAAAGAAGCAACGCCGCCCUGACCCUUCCCGCGCACCUCAAUCCCUCGACCUCAUUUUUCACAUAAUAUGGCUUUCGCGAGAAGGUCUAGUCAUGCUUCAGCAAUAUGUGAUCCCCAUGGUCGGUAAUCACACUGAGCUUCGCGUCUUGGCACUCAAGUUGCGAGCAUCGUUUUAUCACAUUUUUGUCCUGUUCCACAACAAGCCCUCUGUUUCGACAAUGGGUAUUUCGACCCCCGACACAAUGGCCGGCCUGACACCACCCAGACUGGACAAAGGCAAGGGGAUUGCCAGGGAGGACUGGAACUCGUCGCAAGGUUCCAUACAGCCAACGCAUGCUCUCGAGGGCGGUCCGGUAAACCCUCCGCCGGGGUUCGCUCCUCGUAAUGGGUCGGAUUUACCGGCCGCCUUCCUCGAGCCGCCACGAGACUUCCUCCCUGAGGCUCACAAGUACUUCAAGGAGGCCAUUGCGCUGGCCGAUGAGCAUCUCUGGGGCUCGCACUCGCUGCGACUGUCGGCCAAGACGGAGUACUCUGCGUUCCUGUACGACUGCGUUCACGACUAUGACGGAAGCCGCAAGCUAGCCAAGGACACCAUCUCCGAAGUGUACGAAGCGACGGAGGGUAUGGAUGACGACAUGUUUGCCGAUGCUUGUGAGCUGGUCACCGUCUUGGGCAAGAUGAUGAAGCGCGGGCUGGGUUCGAGCAACAACACGUUGACCAAAGGGCCGAGCCCGAGCCCGGCACCACCGGGCACCACGAUGGCCCCCGGCAUGGAGAACCCCAUUUGA